GCUAACCUCUCCGUCAUCAUUGCGUUAACACCCGCCCGGUCUAAUCCCACCUCACCUUUCCUCUCUCUCUUUCUCACACACACACACGCCCCAAGGUACCGUCCAUCUCUUGUGCAACCUAGCCGCAGGAACAGCUUGCAAUCUGGCCUGCUUCGGAGUCGGACGGACUCUAAACAGGGCGAGCGCUGCUGGCAGGAGCCGCCGAAAGAACAAGCCUCAAUUCUUAUCAACCCUCAACGUCGCCGAGACUGCGUACUUUUCCUUCAGCACCCUAUGAGAAUCUGCUCAUUUUUGUGAUUCUUCACGGCCUUCAGAAAUUGCAGCCUUCCCAAGAUGGGCUACGACUACGCGUUGGUGCACGUCAAGUACACCAUCCCUCUGGCGGGACUGCUCACGUUUAUCUCAUACCCUCUCUUCACGCGCCUCGAUGUCGUGAGGACUCUCUUCAUUGUGACAAUCGCCUUUACAGCCACGAUCCCCUGGGAUUCGUAUCUGAUCAGAACCGGCAUCUGGACGUAUCCCCCAAACGCAGUAUUGGGACCGACCCUCUAUGACAUCCCAAUUGAGGAGCUACUCUUCUUCGUCAUACAAACGUACAUCACCGCUCAGCUCUACAUUAUCCUCAAUAAGCCUGUACUUCAUGCCCAGUACCUCAAUUCCCCUGCCACGCUACCGAAAUGGAUAAAAACUGCGAAGCCUCUCGGCCAGCUAGCGCUCUUCAGCAGUGUCGCCCUCGGCGCAUGGCUGAUUGUGAAGGAAGGUGAAGGCACCUACCUGGGCCUGAUUUUGGUUUGGGCAUGCUCUUUUGCGCUCCUCACCUGGACCAUUACGGCGCAAUUCCUCCUGGCUCUGCCAUUAGCUUGCACUGCUCUACCCAUCUUACUGCCGACGGUUUACCUAUGGGUCGUUGACGAGAUGGCCUUGGGCCGUGGCACCUGGGCCAUUGAAAGUGGCACAAAGCUCGAGUUCAAGCUCUUUGGCAGCCUCGAGAUAGAAGAGGCGACCUUCUUCCUCGUCACCAACAUGCUCAUAGUCUUUGGCGUGGCUGCCUUUGACAAGGCCGUUGCGGUCUGCGAUGCAUUCCCAGACAGGUUUGACAAGCCAGCCGACGCAUUGUCCAUGUCACUACUCCGAGCCCGCGUUUUCCCCUCAUCUCAAUACGACAUGGAGCGCAUCUUGGGCAUUCGCCAGGCGGUCACCAGACUGGCCAGGAAGAGUCGUAGCUUCCAUCUCGCCAGCUCCGUCUUCCCAGGCCGCCUGCGGAUCGACCUGACGCUGCUCUACUCAUACUGCCGUCUAGCCGACGAUCUUGUCGACGAUGCCGAGACCCCUAACGAGGCCGCCUCCUGGAUCUCCAAACUCGACCGCCAUCUAAAUCUGCUCUACAAAGACCCCGAUGCGACCUCGGCGCCCCUCGCCGCAAAAUACGCUGCCGAAAACUUUCCGGAAUCCGCCCUCUCAGCUUUGGACCUCCUCCCCGCAUCGCUCAUACCCCGCGAGCCCCUCGCUGAGCUCCUCAAGGGUUUCGAGAUGGACCUCUGCUUCAGCAAAGAUACCUUCCCGAUCACGGACCCCGAGGACCUAGAGCUCUACGCUGCCCGCGUCGCCAGCACCGUCGGACAGGCCUGUCUGGAGCUAGUCUUCCGCCACUGCCAGCACGGUCUGCCUGACUACAUGCAAGCCUACCUCCGCAAUACAGCGCGCCAGAUGGGCCUCGCGUUGCAGUUCGUCAACAUUGCCCGCGACAUUGCCGUAGACGCCAAAAUCGGGCGAGUCUAUCUGCCCACAACCUGGCUCAAGGAGGAAGGCCUGACGCCCAAGGAUGUUCUCGCGAACCCCAACAGCGAAGGCGCCGGCAAUGUGCGGCGUCGCAUCCUCGCCAAGGCCUUUGACCACUACGGCGAGGCGAGGGACUCUAUGAAGUGGAUUCCAUCAGAGGCGCGCGGCCCCAUGGUCGUCGCCGUGGAGAGCUACAUGGAAAUUGGCCGGGUACUCAUGCGCAACGGCGGCGCUGCGGCGGACGGGAGUGGGCGAGCGACGGUGCCCAAGACGCGUCGCAUCUGGGUCGCCUGGAGCACGUUGAUGGCCGCGUAGAUUUAGUUCUAGGCUUGGAUUGAGCCAAGGGGGUUUGUAUUUUCUUCUUAGAUCCCUUUCGUCUUUCCAUUCUCCUUUGGGAGUGUUUCUCCCCCUCUCUCCCCCUCCCCUCAAGCCCCUCCAAUGGCAUUGAUAGAGGCAUUACGAAUAGACAGCAUGGCGUCCGUAGGAGUGGUAGCCGUAUGACAUAGACGUGACCCUGAUACAAAAGGCGGAUCCCCGCUGCUUUCUUCGAUACCA
Molecule: messenger RNA, 2334 nt
Organism: Colletotrichum godetiae
Lineage: Eukaryota; Fungi; Ascomycota; Sordariomycetes; Glomerellales; Glomerellaceae
Product: terpene synthase
Exons: 3
Coding region: 334-2094 (586 amino acids)
Biological process (GO): biosynthetic process
Molecular function (GO): geranylgeranyl diphosphate synthase activity; intramolecular lyase activity
Source: RefSeq, a predicted model, not a curated record